UUAAAAUGAGCAAAACAAGUUUACCAUUCCAUUAACUGAUGUUAAACAGGUGGUAUAUAAAUGUUUUUCUGUCCAAACAAACCCUAGGGGCAGCCUUUGCACAUCAGAAAACUCAUACUCUCUCAUUCUUGCAUUUUUGCACUUUGCAAUUUUCUGCUCAAAACCCUCAAAAGACCAUGAGUUCUCUUGUUUGUUCCAUGAUCUAGACAGCAUUUGGAAGCUUGUUCAAGCAUCAUUCUUCACCUGUAUUGCAGUUCCAAGCUCUGUUUUCUUCAAGGACCUUUAAUGGCAAAUCGAGUUUUGGAAGUUCUCAAGAGUUGCUAAGCUAACAUACCUCAAGGAUUCAUCAUUUCAAAGCAUUAUCCUCAUCUGUUUCGAGCUGUAGCAUUCAAACAACCACUGUCCAACAAAUUUCUUCAAAAUCAAGUACACUUUAGUUGCUUUAGUUGCUUGCUUUGCUUUUUAGCAAUUGCUUUGAGGCAGGAUAGCUGAUCAAAGACAACACCGCUACUCAACGAGGCUCAACCAUCAACGCAACAUGGAUCAAGUACAAGCCGAGUUGGCCGAGAUGAGGGCAAGCAUGGCCCAGUUCAUUCAUAUGAUGCAAGGGGUCGCGCAAGGUCAAGAAGAACUCCGAGCAUUGGUCCAGAGGCAAGAAGCUGUAUUGCCACCGCCCAACCAGCCUCUGCAAGAAGGAAACCCAGUUCCUGAAGUCCCUGCUGCCGCUAUUCCCGUCAACAAUUAUGCUGUGGGUGAAGAGUUGAGGGGUAUCCGAGUUGACGGUCAACCGAUUGCUCCAGAUGCUGUUAGUGCCAGAGUCAUCCAUGCUCCGGCCCGUAAUAGAAUUCCUAUUGUUGACAGACAAGAGGAUUUGUUCACCAUGCUCAGCGAAGACGACGACAUCUUGGGUAGGAAUGAUGCGAGAGAUCGCAAAGUUGAAGCCCUUGCUGAGAAGAUCAGAGCAAUGGAAUGUCAAAACUCCCUCGGUUUUGAUGUUACCAACAUGGGAUUGGUUGAAGGACUCAGAAUCCCGCACAAAUUCAAGGCGCCGUCAUUUGACAAAUACAACGGUACCUCCUGCCCUCGCACCCAUGUGCAGGCAUAUUACCGAAAGAUAUCUGCAUACACAGAUGAUGAGAAGAUGUGGAUGUAUUUCUUCCAGGAUAGUCUAUCUGGGGCAUCCUUGGACUGGUAUAUGGAAUUGAAGCGGGAUUCAAUUCGGUGCUGGAGAGACCUGGGUGAGGCGUUCCUCAGGCAGUAUAAGCACAAUAUGGACAUGGCUCCGACAAGGACUCAGCUGCAGAGUCUUUGUCAGAAGAACAACGAGAGCUUCAAAGAGUACGCCCAGAGAUGGCGCGAACUAGCUGCAAGAGUUCAACCCCCUAUGCUGGAAAGGGAGUUGACUGACAUGUUCAUCGGUACUCUUCAAGGAGUUUACAUGGACCGGAUGGGAAGCUGCCCAUUCGGAAGUUUUUCUGACGUCGUUAUCUGCGGCGAAAGAACUGAGAGUCUAAUCAAGGCUGGGAGGAUCCAUGAUGCUGGUUCCUCAUCUUCUUCAAAGAAACCCUUCUCUGGGGCACCUCGCCGUAGAGAAGGAGAAACCAAUGCUGUACAGCACAGAGGGAGUGCGUACAGAGCUAAUACAAACAGGGACCAGUAUCGUCCGGUAGCUGCAGUGACCAUUCCUGCACCACAACCUCAUCCACAACAACAAAGAGUUCAACAACAACCGCAACGACCUCAACAACAGCAACAACAACAACAACGUCCUUUCCAGCCUCAGCAGAGACAGAGGUUGAAUCCUGAUAGAAGAUUUGAUCCUUUGCCUAUGUCUUACGCAGAGCUACUACCCGAACUACUCCGGUUAGGGUUUGUAGAGUUGCGUACGAUGGCCACUCCGACGGUGCUGCCUCCUGGCUAUGACGCCAAUGUUAGAUGUGACUUUCAUUCUGGGGCACCAGGCCACCAUACUGAAAGAUGUCGGGCUUUUCAGCACAAGGUUCAGGAUCUGAUUGAUGCUAAGGCGAUCAACUUCUCUCCAGUUCCGAAUGUGGUGAACAAUCCUAUGCCUCAGCAUGGCGGGCAUAGGGUUAACAAUGUCGAGGAUGGGGAAGCUGAAGACCUGAUUGUAAAUGUUGAAGAUGUUCAGACGUCUCUGUUGGUCGUCAAGGGCCGAUUAUUGAAGGGGGGUGUUGACCCAGGUUGCGAAGAGGGCUGUUUGGGCUGUUCAGAGGCUGUCGACGGUUGUGACCAGUUGAAGACUGGUAUUCAGAGGUUAAUGGACGAAGGUUGUUUGCAGUUCAGCCGGGCUACUAGAGAUAAUGGGGCAGUGUCUACUGUCACUAUUUUUUAUAAGCCGUCCGAAGGAAGAGGGCGUGGGGCUGUCAGUGUACCCACCACCAGCAAUACUCCGGUUACCAUCCCAACACCGGUAACCAUCCGUGCACCUACUACUAUUGUGGCGUCCGGCAGAGGACAAGUUGAAAAUAGUAGAGCUGUGCCUUGGAGAUACGACAACGCCUAUCGCCGUGAUAGGAGGGCUGGUAACCAGACGAGACCAGCUGUGCAAGCACCAGUCACUAUCAGUGCUCCUGUGAGGAUUCCUACUGUUGCAAGUCCUGUGGUGGACAAUGUUAGAGGACAAGGGGGUUUCACUAGGAGUGGACGACUGUUUGCUCCUCAGCCUUUGAGGGAUGCUAAUGCUGAAGCAUCUGCAAGGGCUAAAGGCAAACAAGCAGUGGUUGACGAAGAACCGGCUCAGAAGGAGGCCGAGGGUUCUUUUCAGAGAGAUGUUGAGGAGUUCAUGAAAAUUAUAAAGAAGAGUGACUACAAGAUUGUGGAUCAACUCAACCAAACUCCGUCAAAGAUCUCGAUACUCUCUUUGCUGAUGUGUUCUGAGGCACAUCGGGACGCUUUGCUGAAGAUGCUGAAUAUGGCAUACGUCCCGCAAGAGAUAUCCGUCAACCAGCUGGAGGGUGUACUAGCCAACGUGAGUACCAGGCACGGUGUAGGUUUCACUGACCUAGACCUAACGCCUGAGGGUCGUAAUCACAACAAAGCCUUGCACAUCACUAUGGAGUGCAAAGGUGCAGUAUUAUCUCACGUGCUAGUGGACACCGGGUCGUCCCUGAAUGUCCUGCCGAAGCAAAUCUUAAAGAAGAUCGAUGUCGAGGGAGUUGUGCUCACUCCCAGUGACCUUAUUGUGCGUGCUUUCGACGGAUCCAAACGGUCUGUGUUUGGUGAAGUCACCUUGCCGGUGAAGAUAGGUCCGGAGACCUUCGACAUCGUGUUCUACGUGAUGGACAUUCAGCCUGCUUAUAGCUGUCUGUUGGGGCGUCCGUGGAUUCAUGCAGCUGGAGCGGUCUCGUCGACUCUCCAUCAGAAGCUCAAGUAUGUCUGGAACGGUCAGAUCGUGACCGUCUGUGGUGAAGAGGAGAUUCUGGUGAGUCAUCUUUCCUCAUUCAAGUAUGUGGAGGUGGAUGGCGAGAUCCACGAGACCCUGUGCCAGGCAUUCGAGACUGUGGCGUUGGAAGGGGUUGCUUGUGCUGAGCAGAGGAAGCCGGGUGCUUCGAUUUCGUCAUACAAGCAAGCCAAAGAGGUCGUAGACUCUGGCAAAGCUGAAGGCUGGGGCAAGAUGGUUGACUUGCCAAUCAAAGAAGACAAAUUCGGCAUUGGGUACGAGCCUCUCCCAGCAGAGCAGCAUGUACAAGCAGGUCCGAGCACCUUCACCAGCGCUGGGCUGAUGAACCACGGAGAUGUCUUUGCUACUGGUGGUGAAGACAGUGAUCAUGAUUUGGAUGUCUGGGUCCGCCCUUGUGCACCAGGCGAGGUUAUCAACAAUUGGACGGCUGAAGAAGUGGUCCAAGUUACUCUACUGACAGAGUAAUUUUCCUUUGUUUUUUCAUUUUGCAUGAAAACCCUACGUUCUGCCCAAGGCGUAGUGGUUCAUUGUAGGGCCACAUCAU
This is a messenger RNA of Lathyrus oleraceus (garden pea), 3965 nucleotides long. RefSeq lists its product as uncharacterized. The coding region runs from base 539 to 3886 and encodes 1115 amino acids. The record is from RefSeq and is a predicted model, not a curated record. Gene Ontology annotation, molecular function: aspartic-type endopeptidase activity. Gene Ontology annotation, biological process: proteolysis. NCBI's taxonomy places the organism in Eukaryota, Viridiplantae, Streptophyta, Magnoliopsida, Fabales, Fabaceae. The transcript has 3 exons.